GUAUACCCGGUGUCACUAAGUGCUACAUGAAACAAGACAAUAAGGUUCAAUACGGCAAUGAUGUGGGCACAUUCGCUCGUAGCAGGGAGUGGGUUUUGGAUACUGAUGGAUGCAAUUUAGAGCAGGUGUUGACCAUGGAGGCAGUAGACAGUACCCUUACCUCCUCCAAUGACAUCGUGGAGAUCCUCAAUGUGUUGGGCAUCGAAGCCUGUAGGAAGGCUUUACUCAAUGAGUUGCGACAAGUGAUCAGUUUCGAUGGCUCGUAA
Messenger RNA from Perkinsus marinus ATCC 50983, 266 nucleotides. Its product is annotated as DNA-directed RNA polymerase II largest subunit, putative. Gene Ontology annotation, molecular function: DNA binding; DNA-directed RNA polymerase activity. Gene Ontology annotation, biological process: DNA-templated transcription. The annotation marks the transcript as partial. NCBI's taxonomy places the organism in Eukaryota, Perkinsozoa, Perkinsida, Perkinsidae. The record is from RefSeq and is a predicted model, not a curated record. The transcript is spliced from 3 exons.